Torulaspora delbrueckii is the source of this 3369-nucleotide messenger RNA. RefSeq names its product DEAH-box ATP-dependent RNA helicase PRP22 (gene PRP22). The record is from RefSeq and is a predicted model, not a curated record. Gene Ontology annotation, molecular function: RNA binding; ATP hydrolysis activity. The transcript has a single exon. Gene Ontology annotation, biological process: spliceosomal complex disassembly. The coding region runs from base 1 to 3369 and encodes 1122 amino acids. Lineage: Eukaryota; Fungi; Ascomycota; Saccharomycetes; Saccharomycetales; Saccharomycetaceae. Gene Ontology annotation, cellular component: intracellular anatomical structure; catalytic step 2 spliceosome.
AUGUCCAACGAUAUCGCUGGGAUAGCUGAGGUCAUUGGUACAGAUGAUGAAGUGGUGAUAGAGUUUGUACUCAAUGUGAAGAAACUUUCCCGAAAUUCAAGUGAUUUCAAGAGAAAGAUAGAUGAGCUAGAUGUCAACUUGUCACAGGAGGCAAUCGAGAAGUUGUGGGAGUUGAUAUCUGACUUUAGGAAUGAUGUCAGUAAGAUUAUGAAAGAAGCUAUUGGUGUUGAAGACCCUGUAGUAAUCGACUUCGUCAUUGAUAUUGCUCGAAAAUGCCAAUCACUGCAAGAAUAUCAGCAGAAACUAGACGAAAUGGAGAGUGGGGUUAGUGCUGAUGUAGCCUCCCAGAUAUAUGCUAAAAUUAAUCCAGCAUCGGCUCCUGUAACAGAUCUGCCGGAUGAAGGGCUUAAGUUGCCUAAUCAGCAGAUAAAAUGGGAUGAUAUUGACGAUAGCAAGGAUAUGUUUCCACAGAGACCAGUAAGUCAGCAUCUGGAUGUUUCCCCUAUAACUGGUAAAGUUUACCGUGGAUCUGUAAAGAACAUUACUGCUUUUGGUUGCUUCGUACAGCUAUCAGGUGUCAAGAAAGUAAAUUGUGAUGGACUAGUUCACAUCUCAGAGUUGAGCCCCAUAAGGGUACGUGAUCCAAAUGAUGUGGUUCAAGUCGGCCAGCAUGUUUUUGUUAAAGUACUGAAGGUUCAAUCCAAUGGUAAAGUCUCAUUAAGUAUGAAAAAUAUUGACCAGAAAACAGGCGAAGGGUCUGGCACUGGACCCAAUGGUAUGCCCUUGGUACCAAGAGGAAGGCGUCUGGGAAGAAGCACUGAUGAUGUUGCUUCUGAACACAGAACGCAGAGGCGUCCCUUGACAUCACCGGAGAGAUGGGAAAUAAGGCAACUUAUAGGCAGUGGUGCGGCAUCUAUCGAAGACUACCCAGAGUUGAAUCAGGAUCAGAUCAAAGAAGUUCCAAAAUUAUCAGACUCUAGCAAUGCAAAUGUCAGAAAUCAAGAAGUUGACGUCGAGCUGAACUCCGAUGAUGAACCACUCUUCUUACAAGGACAGUUGGAGAAAGGACCCAAGAAGUAUGAAGCACCAAAGAUCGCCAAAGUCCCCAAAGGUGUCAUGAACAGGGUCGCUGUCGGCGGUUCCGCAUUGAUGAAAUCUCAUCGUGAGGAGAAGGUUAAGCUCAAGAGAGAAAUCGAACAGCAGAUCAGAAAGAAACGGGCUGUAGACGAUCCAACGAAGAACCGUGAAGAAGAUAAAAAAAAGGUGGAUGAUCUUCGACAACAGCUUGUCGUCACAGCAUGGGAAAGAAAUCGACUGCGAGAGAACAUAAGUUUUGGUAAAAGAGAAUCUCAACCCAUUAGCGGCCAAAGGAAAUCCCUACCAGUGUACAAGAUGAGAUCUGAGCUAGUCCGAGCAGUACAGGACAAUCAAUUCCUAGUUAUUGUCGGGGAGACGGGUUCUGGUAAGACAACUCAGAUAACACAGUAUCUGAACGACGCAGGGUUUGCCGACCGCGGCAUCAUCGGUUGUACCCAACCACGUAGGGUUGCAGCGGUUUCUGUCUCGAAAAGAGUCGCCGAAGAAGUUGGAUGCAAACUGGGGACUGAAGUCGGUUAUACCAUCAGAUUCGAGGACAAUACAUCUCCGCAAACACGAAUUAAGUACAUGACAGACGGUAUGUUGCAGAGGGAGGCUUUGCUCGAUCCGACGAUGUCCAGAUACUCCGUGAUCAUGCUUGAUGAAGCUCACGAGAGAACAGUUGCAACAGAUGUCCUUUUUGCUCUUUUAAAGCAAGCAGCCCAAAAGAGACCAGAUUUGAAGGUUAUUAUUACUUCAGCUACUUUGGAUGCUGCAAAAUUCUCGGAAUACUUCUGUCAAUGUCCCGUCAUAACGAUUCCAGGUAAGACCUUUCCGGUGGAGGUCUUCUAUGCUCAAACUCCGCAAAUGGACUAUAUUGAGUCUGCGCUAGAUGCCGUUAUGGAGAUCCAUGUGAAUGAAGGAGCAGGUGAUAUAUUAGUGUUCUUGACGGGGCAGGAUGAAAUUGAUUCCUGUUGUGAAAUUUUGUAUCAGCGAGUUAAGACUCUAGGCGAUAGCAUAGGGGAAUUGUUGAUUCUACCUGUUUAUUCGGCGCUGCCCAGUGAAGUUCAAUCAAAAAUUUUCGAACCAACUCCAGAGGCUACUCGUAAAGUGGUUUUCGCCACUAAUAUUGCCGAAACCUCCAUCACUAUUGAUGGUAUUUAUUAUGUCAUUGACCCUGGAUUCGCCAAGAUCAACACUUUUAACCCCAGAGUUGGGAUGGAACAAUUAGUGGUCUCACCGAUCUCUCAGGCACAGGCAAACCAAAGAAAGGGUAGAGCCGGCAGAACAGGUCCGGGAAAAUGUUACCGCCUUUACACAGAAUCAGCAUUCUACAAUGAGAUGCUCCCAAAUACAAUCCCUGAGAUCCAGCGACAAAACCUCGCACAUACUAUUUUGAUGUUGAAGGCUAUGGGUAUAAAUGAUCUUAUCAAUUUUGAGUUUAUGGAUCCUCCUCCUAGGAACCUCCUGAUGCGAGCUCUUGAAGAGCUUUUCAAUCUUCAAGCAUUGGAAGAUGAUGGUCGGCUGAGUAAACUGGGAAUGCGUAUGUCUCAAUUCCCCAUGGAACCGCAGCUCUCUAAGGCAUUACUGUCAUCGGUGACCAACGGUUGUGGAGACGACAUCAUAACAAUCAUCUCCAUGCUAUCUGUUCAGAACGUAUUUUAUCGUCCCAAGGAAAAACAGCAGGAGGCUGAUAAUAAGAAAGCUAGGUUCCACCACCCUUACGGAGACCAUUUGACAUUGUUGAACGUCUACAACAAAUGGCAGCAAGCAAAUUGCACUGAACAAUUCUGCACUAUCAAUUAUCUUCAUUACAGACAUCUCAAGCGGGCCAGAGAUGUUAGAAAUCAAUUGACUACUCUUUUCACGAGAUUCCGACUACCAAUUGCUAGUAGCCAUGGUGAUCCUGAAGUAAUAAGGCGUACAUUAGUAUCAGGGUUCUUCAUGAAUGCCGCAAAACGAGAUUCCCAGGUAGGUUAUAAGACGAUCUGCGGGGGAACGACCGUGGGAAUUCAUCCUUCAAGCUCGCUUUUCGGUAAAGAGUACGAAUAUGUCAUAUACCAUAGUUUGGUUCUGACUAGCAAAGAGUAUAUGUCACAAGUGACUGCGAUUGAUCCUAACUGGCUCGUAGAAUCAGCGCCUCAUUUUUACAAAGUUGCCGAUGAAGACAGUCAAUCUCGUAAGAAAGCUAAGAUCGCACCUUUAUACAACAAGUUCUCAAAGGACCAAAAUUCAUGGAAACUGAGCUCGAUUAGACAAUCGCGAGAAAAAGCGUUGGGUAUCAAGAGGUAA